This is a messenger RNA of Arachis duranensis, 2189 nucleotides long. Its product is annotated as protein METABOLIC NETWORK MODULATOR 1. The record is from RefSeq and is a predicted model, not a curated record. The transcript has 4 exons. The coding region runs from base 528 to 1769 and encodes 413 amino acids. NCBI's taxonomy places the organism in Eukaryota, Viridiplantae, Streptophyta, Magnoliopsida, Fabales, Fabaceae.
GCACUGGUUCAACUUAAAAAAGAAACCCUAAUCCAGCGAAGGAUCCCCUCCCCAACCCACUCCCUCGCUCUCUGAGACAGAUCUGAAACGGGCCAAACGCAGAGGAGCUCUCAACGCGGCGCCUCAACCCUCUCACUCUCACAGAGUCGCUGUCGCCGACACCGCACGGUCGCCUUUCGUCGCCGGUUCCUCUGCGUUCGCCAGCUCCUGCGCCUUCACUGCUGACGCGUCGUCUGUACCUCCAUCCACGUCGCGUCGUCCCUGCGUCUUCACUGCGUCCGCCAGCUCCUGCACCUUCACUGCGUCUCGUUGCAAGUGUGCGUCUCUCGUCGUCGUCGUCGCGUCCUCAUCGGGCUGGGCCUGCCGGCGCUGCUGCCUCCCCUUGCCAGUCUCUGCUUCGCCUUGCUUGGUCUCCCUCUUCUCUGCCCGCGUUGUGCCUUCACAUCAUCAGGGUUUAAACUAGGAGUAUUUGGCACUUCUCAGGUUCUAAUCUUUUCGUCUAAAGACCUUAGAGUUACAGAAAUAAUAUGGAUCAGCAAAACCAAAAUAGCACUCCAGAUGGUUCUGGUGAUGUGCCUUUGAAGCGCAAACGUGGUCGUCCAAGGAAGUACCCACGACCAGAUUCAGAAGACGGUUCCUAUAUUUCACAUAGUUACAGGCAAAAGCUGAAUUCUGUCAGCGGUGAGCCAGCGGUAGUACAUCCUGGAUAUCAAGGGGCUAAUGGAAAUCAACACUUUCAAAGGAAUCAAGAAAAUGAUGCCAUGAUUGGCCAGGCAGUUUCCGGUGUAAUUGAGGCAGUAUUUGAUUCUGGAUAUCUGCUCAGUGUAAGAGUUGGUGAUUCUGAUACUACUUUGAGGGGAUUAGUCUUCAAGCCUGGACGAUACGUUCCUAUCUCUUCUGAAAAUGAUGUUGCUCCAGGUGUUCCAAUGAUCCGAAGAGAUGAGGUUCCCAUUCCUUCUGGAACUGCUCAGUUUCAGAAUCCUCUCCCAAAGGAAAGGAAUGAACAGCAUGCAAACAUUAAUAGAAAUGAAAUUCAUGCAAUGAAUGGGUCACCGUCACUCCCUCUUGUACCUAGACCGGCAACUGGUUCUAGUAAUUCGGUUGUCACUUUAGGAAAGAAUGUACCUACUGUGGCAGGUCAAACUACUACUCAAAUAUCCGGACGUAAUAUAAUCCCUGCUUUGCUCCAACCUGCCGAUUUUUCAAAUGGGUUGCCAGUUUCAACUCCACCGUCUCAAGUUAUGGCCCAAGUUUCUGUAGGAAGUGGAGCAAGUGUUAGCAAAGAAAUUUCAGCACCUGAUGGAAAUCAAGCACUUACCUCUCAAACUAGCCAGAACAUCUUGUCGAGCAGCAUGCAGUGCGAAGCCGUUCCACACCAUCAGUCUUCUAAUCUGCCAAAUGAAGAACUGAAAUCAAUGAGUGUGCCUAACGCACCCUUUGAGCAGUUGGUCACUGAGGUUGUCAAGAGGAUCGAAGCUCCAUCAGAUGCCAUGGAUAUUGACACUGACAACAGUAAGUCAGAUGACAAGACGCAACUGAAGGAACCAAGCUGUAGACAAGAAGAAAAAGUCAAUGACAUGAAUCAACCCGUUUUAAUUAAGCCUCUAGAAGAUGUACAAUCUCAUCCUCAGAAAAAUUCUGCAUCUGCUCCCCAACCUUCUGACUUUACCAAGACUGGCAAAAUGACCGAGUUAUUGCAGAUGUUGCAGGAGAACAAACCGGAGAAUCAGGCAUCCAAGCAGCGGAGCUAUACCAAUUGGAUGAUGUAAGUAAUUUGGGAACCGGACUUGGAGAUGGAACAACUGUUCAAUCAACAAAACCUUUAAUUUAAUCAGUUAUUUGUAGCUAAUGUGCCAGCCGGGUUAUCUAUCAUAAAUUAGGCAAAAUUUUCUGGCAUAUUUGAAAUAUAUAGGUCUAGGUAUCUCAAGGGUCUUGAAUAAUUUUAAACUUGCAUAUCUAUGCCCUGUUACAUUGCCAUUAAUUAUUUUAAAUUAUAGACGCAACCUUCAAGUCGGGAUGCUAAUUACUUUAUUCACAGAGAAAUUAUGUUCAUACACAAGUGUCUCUCUACCCAUGCAGUAGGACUUUGCUUUGUGGUUCCAAUGUGAUCGUUUAAUUUUCUACUAUAUAAUUAACAGGAAAACAUUUUUUAUUUUCUUGGGUAUAUAAGAACUACAAUUUAAUAUUUA